Messenger RNA from Trifolium pratense (red clover), 1125 nucleotides. RefSeq lists its product as uncharacterized. The transcript is spliced from 4 exons. NCBI's taxonomy places the organism in Eukaryota, Viridiplantae, Streptophyta, Magnoliopsida, Fabales, Fabaceae. The record is from RefSeq and is a predicted model, not a curated record. Gene Ontology annotation, cellular component: chloroplast thylakoid membrane. The coding region runs from base 172 to 939 and encodes 255 amino acids.
UUAAGAUUUUCAUUUCAUUCUCAAACAAAAUCCAAGUUGAACAACAAAACCAAAAGAAAGAAACAAAAAUAUACUUAUUCAUUGAUUAGUUUCAAGUUUAGGAACAAGAAUCUCAUCACUAAAAUAUUCAAUUUUCUUCACUUAUUGUAUCAUUUAGUUUACCCAUAUCCAAUGUUGCACUCUCUCUUACACCACAAUCACCAAUUUUACUUCCCAAACCUCCCUGUUCCCCUCAAAGCCCCUCAUUUUUCUUCACCAACUCUUCUACAAAAAUCCACUAUUAAUUCUCAUACUGUUUCAGCCAUUAAUCCUUCUCAAGAAGCACUUUCACCGUGGAUAACCAAACUCACCACUGCAACCGUGGAUUUAAGCACUUAUUUUAGUGAUAUAGAUGAAUCUUCUUCAAUUCAAGUAACUUUCAGUGUAGUUCUUUCUGUGGCCAUUGCUGUAUUCUUCUUUCCCACUAUCCAGCGCCGGAUCAAAAAAGCAAAACAAUUGAAAUAUAGGUCUUCUGGUGGUGUGAAGAAGUCAUCUUUCAAGAAAUCUAAGAAAAAACCAUCACCUGAUCAAGCAUUGUUAGGAGCAGUUAUGGCUGGUGUUAUUGCUGUUAUUCUCUAUAAAUUCACAACAAAUAUAGAAGAAGCUCUAUAUCGCCAAACAAUUUCAUCAAAUAAUUUCUCGGUCCGACAGAUAACAAUCACCAUUAGGACAGUAAUAAAUGGCUUAUGUUACCUUGCAACAUUUGUGUAUGGCAUAAACUCUUUUGGUUUAUUGCUUUAUUCUGGCCAACUUGCCCUCAACACCUAUGUGGAAAGCUCAUCAAGUGAAAAGAAAAUUGAAAGCAAAAUUAUGGAGCAAUCAUACUUAUCUAAUUCAAUAGAUGAGAAGCCAACAAAUAGCAACACCAAUGAAGAUCAAAGUUCAAAUAAUUCACAAUAAUUAAAAUUAAAUAGUUACUACAUGUUGGUUUUUCAAUAGUGCUACUUAGGGUGUCUUCUUUAUACAUGUGCAUAUAAUGUUUGUGAAUGUAAAUAUAAUAUAUAGCAUUUACACUAGGUUUGCCAUAUGUUUCAAACAAAUUGUUCUUGUUUUAUUCAACAAAAAAAAAAUUGUUCUUGUUUUCUA